Messenger RNA from Tarenaya hassleriana, 414 nucleotides. RefSeq lists its product as uncharacterized. Bases 1 to 414 code for a protein of 137 amino acids. Lineage: Eukaryota; Viridiplantae; Streptophyta; Magnoliopsida; Brassicales; Cleomaceae. The transcript has a single exon. The record is from RefSeq and is a predicted model, not a curated record.
AUGACGGUGGUGAAACACGGCAAAGACAUUGCGGUUCCAUCAGACGGUUUGUUCCGGUUUAACAUCGACGUUAACCAUCAAGAAGGGUCGUCCGUGUCAGCCGGCGAGAUGACGGAGUCGAGGGUGACGUGGAACGUGGUUUUCAGAGAAUGGGAAUCGGUCUUCACGAUGACAGAUUGCAUCAGAUCGCUGGAGAAGAGCAAGUGGUUUAGGGAGGAGCUUCCGGCGCCAGAGUACUGCAUAUUCAGCCGGGGAAGCGGUUUAGCGGCGGAUGUGAAUAUGGAGUUAACCGGAGAAAACCAAGCGGUUAAUAUCGGUCUAGGGAUAAUGAACACGGUGGACUGGAGGUACCUGAACCUGGACGACGGCCUCAGAUAUCUUGAGCGUUUCCUUCUCCCACAAGGCAGAGAAUGA